Molecule: messenger RNA, 934 nt
Organism: Frieseomelitta varia
Lineage: Eukaryota; Metazoa; Arthropoda; Insecta; Hymenoptera; Apidae
Gene: dpr1
Exons: 5
Coding region: 1-534 (177 amino acids)
Biological process (GO): synapse organization
Cellular component (GO): neuron projection membrane
Source: RefSeq, a predicted model, not a curated record
AUGGCAUCGCGCCGCGUUUCCUGGUCCCAAUAUGGACAUUACGUUUUUACACGAACGGCAUCGAUCGGUAUUUUAAAGGGUGAAAGAUUGAAGAGCGCGAACAUCGCCGAAGAGGCACGAGCCAGAAUAAGCGGCCCGCCGGAUAUCUACGUGAAAACCGGCAGUCUCCUCACGCUCACUUGUCUCAUGUCUCAAGGACCUCACGAUUUAGGCACAGUGGCUUGGUUCCGUGGUAGUAAGCCGGUGGUGACGUCUCCACACUCGGAGAACGACGUAAACGGCGAACCACGCAUCACCGUCGAAACCGAGUGGAGCGACGCCCUCACGUCAAGAUUGAGGAUCACCCAUGCAAAGCUAGGCGACUCUGGGAAUUACAGUUGCGUGCCCACUGUAGCGGAGAGGGCCAGUGUCAACGUGCAUGUUAUUAACGGGGAGCAUCCAGCUGCAAUGCAGCACGGGAACACGGCAGCAGGCUCGCCAACAUCGAAGACGGUCCUCGUAAUGCUCGCCUUCUUUUUGGGUCAAUUGAGAUAAUGUGUGUUCUCGUACGUGUACGUGCGUGUGUCACCGACCUGUCUGCCCCUGCGUGUGCACUUUCCGCAUGUAUGUAGUUGCGUGCGUGCGCGAAUGAAAGAGAGAAAGAGAGAGAAAGUGAGAAUGAGAAAGCGCGUGUAAAUCGAAGCGUGCGAGUGUCAUUAUAACGCGAGCAUUAAGUGAAACUCGAUGGAUCGUCGUUGGACACAAUAAGACGUAGCCACCUUCUCCCCCUCCCCCAUCAAGUAUCCUGUUUGUACCUUGAUCGAAAUUUAAGUCGAGACGACCGAGCACGCAACCGGAACGAUCAUCGACGAAGAAGCUUUCUUGCAUGCAAGGUGAUAAAGUAAAAAAAAGGGAAGUUGACCGGUGAGAAAGUUUUCUUUUUUUUCAUCGUAUG